AUGCAACCCACUACUACCCAAGCUACCAAGAAAGACACUUCUGAAGAAAAAAAGGACAAUUACAUGUUUGGAGGAAGUUGCAGUCCAAUUUGCGUGAUUGCGUAA
Molecule: messenger RNA, 105 nt
Organism: Torulaspora globosa
Lineage: Eukaryota; Fungi; Ascomycota; Saccharomycetes; Saccharomycetales; Saccharomycetaceae
Gene: MFA2
Product: mating pheromone a
Exons: 1
Coding region: 1-105 (34 amino acids)
Molecular function (GO): mating pheromone activity
Source: RefSeq, a predicted model, not a curated record